Salvelinus fontinalis (brook trout) is the source of this 5511-nucleotide messenger RNA. RefSeq names its product actin remodeling regulator NHS-like. Bases 170 to 4966 code for a protein of 1598 amino acids. The transcript is spliced from 9 exons. The record is from RefSeq and is a predicted model, not a curated record. Gene Ontology annotation, biological process: cell differentiation; lens development in camera-type eye. Lineage: Eukaryota; Metazoa; Chordata; Actinopteri; Salmoniformes; Salmonidae.
CUGAUGACCAGAGGGGCAGCGGGUGCGAGCACUCGGUCUGUAGAGAGUGAAAUGAUGCCUGAAGAACCGCGCAAUCGGGGACAGUUGGAUUAAUGGGGGCAGCUAUUGUUUUGAAAAUCAUUUAUUGGUUCAGGUUUUUGUGUGGAUUUCUAGUCGGGUCCAUGUCAAAAUGCCAUUUGCCAAACGGAUCGUGGAACCCCAGUUACUGUGCAGGCAUUCAGUCCCGAAAGAAGAGAGUUUGGUUUUCGAGGAUCUGUGUACGGUCAACAAUGUGGCUCUGUCCCGGACCCUACGGCAGCUCUCCGACCUGGCCCGGCACGCCUGCUCUCUCUUCCAGGAGCUGGAGAGCGAUAUCGUGUUUACCAACCAACGGGUCCGCGGACUGCAGAGUAAAGUCGGUCAACUUCAGCAGUCUAUCUCUGGGUUAGACGCCAAGCAGGAGACAGUACCGGUAUCAGAUCUGGAUGUAGAGUGUAAGUUAUCAGACCACUACGUGUCUCCAUGGCUCCUCCAGAGGAAUGUGUUCCUGCCCUCCACCAGACCACCAUGUCUCCAGGAGCUGCACCACACCGCAGAGCAGAGCCUUCGGGCCAGGCACAGAGAUUACCAACUGAGGCAGCAAGCGAGCAGCAGAAGAAGACGCAGAGUGAACGUCUCUGUGGCGCCCCCUACGCCCACGUACCCCUCACCACACUCUGCCAGGAGGAGACAGCAGAGGGGACGGAGCCUGACAGCGUUUGACAGCCUCGCCCCCCGCUCCUCCUCCCUCACCGAAUGUUGCCACUUCUCUCCCUGGAGCAGAAAGGCUGCUCCUCCCCCUGACAGUCUCGGCCAACGACCUCGCCACCCUGUCCCCAACGUUCCCUCCACGCUGGACAAGCAGACUAACUGGUCCAGCGUUCUCCCACUGCCCACACCUCAGGAGAGGAUGAAGAGCGACUCACAAGUCAUCACAUCCUGCGUCAUCCCAAUUAACGUCACUGGGGUUCAGUUCCACAGAGACGCUAGUGUGCACUGCUCGCUGAUCCACUCUCAGUCCGUGCUUCAGAGGAGGAGGAAGCUGAGGAGACGGAAGACUGUCAUCGGGAUUCCUAGAAGUGUUCAGCAGGACCUAGAUUCUGAUGAGUCUCCGGGCGCCAGAGGGAGGACAGUGGUUGUCCGAUGCAACACUGCUCUCUGUAGCGAGGACCUGUGCAGUCGUCUGAACACCAAGAAGGACUCUGGCUGCCAGACUGAAGACUUCCUGGUCUGCACGCCGUCCCACUGGAGGGUCCAGUACCAGCGUGGUCAGCAGGGGGUCAGCUCCACCCCCGUCCCGCUGUCCCUCUCCACCGGAAACAUCUCCUCUCUACUGGACACUUCGGAGCGCAACAGCGCCAUGUUCUCCUCUUCGCUGGGGGUACGCCUGCGGUCACGCAGCCAGCCAAGGGAUGGGAGGAGACUGAUUGAGGUUCACCACCACAGUGAGGAGGAGGAAGAGGAGCUGUCUCCCUCCGAGACUGAUGACUUCCUGUCUGGGUUGGGGGAGCUGAAGGAGAAGGGGGAGGAAAGUGCAGAUGACCAGUCCCAGCCGGACCACCCUCUGGCCAGCCUGAAGUACCAGCAGCGCACUGGCAGCCCCUGGUUUGACAGGAGCCAAUCCCGCCUCCCCCGGAAGGUUGAAAUAGGGAGCUGUGAGAUGUCCUCCAGCUCAGAUACCUUCUCCAGUCCGCUCCACUCUACAUCCACCAGGCAGGUUGUAGGGUGUCAGAUGGACCAUAAAGACGACCACCAAUCUUCUAGUGGGAACUGGAGCGGCAGCAGCUCAACAUGCCCUUCCCACACCUCUGAGACCCUCCCCACGGCGGCCUCCCCCCAGCUCACUGGCUCCUCCCACUGUGACUCGGAGCUGUCGCUGAACACCGUCCCCCACGCUACAGAUGACCCUGCCCCCGUCCUCAUCCUGGACCCAUACCAGACCGACCGGCAGCUGGACGAUGCAGGGGUCAGCACGGCUAGUGAUGGGGAGUGGAGUUACCCCCACCCUGACGCCAGGCUCCAUGACUUCAGCCCUGAGCGCUCCAGAGAGGGGGAGGGGAGUCUGGGGUACCCCAGCUUUACCAGCAUGGCUACCUGUGAGAGCUUCACUACAGACAAGCCUCCUUCUGAGAAGGCUGACACUGUGUCAUACUACUCCAUAGACAAUGAAGGAUACUACACCUCCAUGCACUUUGACUGUGGUCUGAAAGAGAGCAAGAGCUUCAUGUAUAACUACUCUGACUGUGAACAGGAGCACAUGACUCUGGGGAGACGCUGUCUGACAUUGAGGAAACCUAAGGCCAAGCCCUCUGCCCCCAGACGCAGCUCCUCACUAAGAAAGAUCAGCGGGGGGGGAAAUUCUCCUGACGACACCGAACCAAAGAACCGCAGCGGGCAGCAAAGAAAGUCGUGUUCCAGAGAGAGGAGGUUACAGCUAGACCUAGAGGGCUCCCUGGGCCACCCUAACCUCCCUCACCCCGACCCUGCUCUGGGCCACCUGGAGGACCCUGCUCUGGGAGGGGAGGGGGGCCUGGGGGGGUUAGGGUUGGAGCAAGGCCCUCUGGAGCCCCUAGCGGCCCUCGAGACCUGGCGGAUGGAGGACACCGAGGAGAUGCCGGGCUCCGGCCUGUUUGGUUCCUCUGACAGAGGCUCAUAUAAAGAUGAGGGAACUGUCCAGUCAGACUAUGCAGAUCUCUGGCUUGUGAAUGACUUGAAGUCAAACACGGACCCCUAUCGCUCUCUGUCUAACUCCUCCACUGCUACCGGUACAACUGUUAUAGAAUGCAUAAAGUCUCAGGAGUGUUCAGAGUCCCAGACCUCCCAGUCAGGCUCCACCCCCUCACUGCCAUCAGUAGAAGGGGACUUCAAGAUGUCCUCCCUGCCCUCAGUAGAAGGGGACUUCAAGAUGUCCUCCCUGCCCUCAGUAGAAGGGGACUUCAAGAUGUCCUCUCUGCCCUCAGUAGAAGGGGACUUCAAGAUGUCCUCUCUGCCCUCAGUAGAAGGGGACUUCAAGAUGUCCUCCCUGCCCUCAGUAGAAGGGGACUUCAAGAUGUCCUCUCUGCCCUCAGUAGAAGGGGACUUCAAGAUGUCCUCUCUGCCCUCAGUAGAAGGGGACUUCAAGAUGUCCUCUCCAGAGAGGCUGGCCUGCUUAGUGUCACCAUCUAGUGGCUACUCCAGCCAAUCCGGCACCCCCACCUCUUCCUUUCCCUGCGCCUUCUUCCCCAGUCCCCUGUCACCCACCAAUCAGAAGAGGAAGCCAAAGAUUCCAGAGAGGAAGUCAUCUCUGUCCGUCACCACCAGAGAUCUGGAGCUGCCAGUCAUCCCCCCCAGCCACCAGGACCUCCGUGCCCUUCACAGCGCUAACCCUACCAGCCCUCCUCCAGUCUCUACCAAGCCCCCAGGCCACAGGAACCAGCUCUACCUCCUGCAGCAAAGCAAGCAGACGGCAGCAGCUGAGGCCAGAGCGGCAACCGAGACCUCCAUCAGUCUUCCCAUGACCCUCACCCCCACCGUGCUGCACUCAGUCCAGCUGAGGUCUGUGGGGAAGCAAGGAGAGGGGAGCCCUGACCGGCCCGGCCCAGAUGUUGCCACCAGACCCAAGAGUCCCACUGUGAACAUCAGCCCCCCUUCCAGCAGCAGGUCCCCUGAGUCUACAACCAGGAAGCAUCCAGCCUACAACUCCCAGGUUCCCCCCACUCAACAGUACUGUGAGUCACUGUUGGCCCCCAGUGAAGGCCCUGUUGCUAGGGACCCAGCAGGUCACAGUAGCGUGAGGUACAGGCAGGACAGACACCCUGCUGAAGCCCAGUGGAGUACCACCACCUUCAGACAGCCUGUAGACCAAACACUGACAGACCAGGAGAGACUACCAGACCAGGAGACACUGGCAGAAGAGGACCAUACCAUCAGAGACCAACACCAGCCUCUCCUAGACCAACACCAGCCGCUUACAGACCAGCAGUCCCUGCUAGACCAGGAGGUCUGCCAGAGGGGGGCUGAGACCACAAGAGUGACCCCAGGUCAGGAGGUAGAGGAACAGAAAUUCCCUGGGAGUAGCAGCAGUCUGGAGGAAGAACAGUACCGACCACUACCACCUGAGCCAUCUGAACUCCCGAGACCUGAAGACCUUUCGAUGUUUCCUGGUCAGCACAGCUUAGCCACAACCUCAGAGAGUCUAGACAAAGUGCCUGUUAAAAGUGAUCAGUCUGAAACAUUGCAAGCUUAUCCAAUCAGCGAUGUGGCUGGCAGAGAAGAGGAGUAUUCCAGACCCAGUGACAACUCUAUCUUUCCUCUGAGUGAGGAGACCAAGGCUGAGGGUGAGGUCUUCCUGUCGCCCACCAAGGCUUGCACUACAGAGGAGCUGUUUGCCAUGAUACACAGAUCCAGGAGGAAAGUUCUAGGUAGGAAGGAUUCUGGAGAGUUAAGUCCCCGGAGCCGUCUGUGUGCUGCGUCUGGGAGCACCUCACCUUGUACCCCAGUCACCCCACCUGGCAACACUGUGACUUCUCUGGUGAACCCCAGCACCCCAACCACCCCCACGGGCCCCCAGAAGGCCCCGGGGCCCAUCUAUCGCAGCCUGAAGAAGUCCAGCACCUCCCAUGAGGAGUUUAAACUUUUACUCCUGAAGAAAGGCAGCCGGUCAUAUUCCAGCUAUCGCAUGUCAGCCACAGAGAUCUUGAAGAGCCCCAUCGGCCCCAAUGCCCCUGGAGACCCCCUUGCUGAGAAGCCCCUCUUCCCCCCGCCAGGCACGGAGAAGCUCCCCAGCCCCUUCACAGAGGGCUUCUCUCCUAAAGGCCUGUCCACUUCAGCCUGUCCCAGACAGAACCGAUCCCGCAUCCCUCCUCCACCCACCAGCAGCCGCUACAGCAUCCGCAGCAGGCAGUACCCAGCCCCCAUGCAGGCCAUCUCAGAGGGCGAGACGGAGAACUCAGACAGGAGCCACUCCUAACAGACAGCACCUUUCAGAAAUGUAAAACAGAGGAACAUCUUAAGGUUUUAGAAUAGAUAGUAGAGAACAACUGGACCAGACUGACUUAGAACAUUUUAACUGUGUCUAACUAUUUAUAAUACAGUAUGUAUUUCUGUUUUUAGCUUUUGGUAUUGAAGGAAAACAGAGAGACUUAAGAACAGAAAUGAGAGAGAGAAACCUCUGUAGCUAUGUUCUUUAGAAAAAGAAAUGUUUUUUAAACUGUUAGGAAAGUAAACUGGAAUAUGUACUGUGUUAUAUGAAGGCAGUUUUUAUAUCAAGGCAACUUUGUGUUGUAGCUCUACAGAAAACACAUGGGUAUCUUCCAUUGUAACCCUUAACCGUAACCCUUAACCUUAACCCUUUUAUGAUAUUGCUGGAAAAUGCCACAUGUAUAGAAUAUAUCGAUAUGAGAUUUACAGUAUAAUAUAUUCACUUUUCACUAAUGGUGUAAAAGUUGUGAAAUACCUUAGAGUAACACAGUAUGAGUCAUAAUACCCAUAAAGCCUGGCAGUCAAACAGGGAAA